UCACGUCACCAAGAGUCACAGAGCCCUCUGUGAUGUCAUAAAGCGCUCAGCAGACCUGGGGCCCCACAAGCACAGCCCCCACAAGCACAGUGUCUGCUGGUGCAGGUGCUAGUGCAGGUGCUGGUGCUGGUGCUGGUGCUGGUGCAGGUACUGGCAGUGUUGGCACUGGUGGUGUUGGUGGUGCUGGUGGUAGUGCCCAGUCUUGACGGAUCAUGGAGAAGAUCCGGAAGUUUUUCCGGACAUUGAGAAAGACACGGAGAAGGUGGAGUGCUCGCGUGCACCCCAUGGACUGCACAGAGCAGGAAAGUCAGGGAGAAGGCCCUUUGGAAUCUGAAGUGAAGCAGGCAGAGGACAGCGCAGAUGGAGUAUCAGUGGCAAUUUCUGCCCCGCAUGAUCUCUCCAUCACAGACGGGGUGGCAGCGGUACCUUCUGCCCCGCAUGAUCUCUCCAGCACAGAUGGGGAGGCAGCGGUGACUUCUGCCCUGCACGAUCUCUCCAGCACAGAUGGGGAGGCAGCGGUGACUUCUGCCCUGCACGAUCUCUCCAACACAGAUGGGGUGGCAGCGGUAACUUCUGCCCCGCUCGGUUUCUCCAUCACAGAUGGAGUAGCAGCGGUAACUUCUGCCCCGCUCAGUCUCACCGAGACCUUUGAAAGUUACUCGUGCUCAGCAAACGACGCUAAGCAAGGAUUUAAGAGACAACCUGAGCGAUGGCCUUCCUGCCUAGAAGGCCUCUCUGGGAACAUCUCUGAGUUGCAAAAAAGCAACAAGACCUCGUCUCAGCAGCAGAAGAAAUCCAGAAGUAAAGCUCGUAGGCAAAAGAGACAAUUGGAGCAAUUGGAAGAAAUACUCAAGGAAAAGACGUUGGUUUUAGAAGCGACAGAAAAAGCACUGUUCCAGGCCCAGAGGCAGGCAAAGGAAUGCCGUGCUUCACACCUUGCAAAAGGUGAACCGAGAAAAGAAAGUGCAGAGAAGGAAGUUCUGCAGGAACAAGUGGCCCAGCUCCAACGUGAAAACCUUUCACUCCGUCAGCGGCUGGAUGAUGCGCUCAAGACCAGCCAGGCAAGAGCGAGAACAGCCAGACAGCUGCAACAAGAACUUACCGAGGCUGUCGGAAAGCAGCAGAUUGCAGAAGCAUCCCUGAAAACUUCUGCCGACUUAUGCGACUCGCUGAAGAACAAAAUCUCCAAAUUGCAAGAGGAUUUGGACAAGGCUAAUGCCACGGUGUGUGACCUUUCUGCACAGCUAAAGGUGGAACACUCAGAGUUGCUGCUGCAAAAAAGGGCAAAUGAGGAGCUGCGGAUGGAGGAGGCUGUUCUCAAGCAGCGUGUAGAGGCUGCAGUGGCAGAUUAUAAAACAUCAGUGCAGAUUGGAAAGAAGCGUGAAGAAGAAAUGCAAGAGAAACUUGCUGAUAGUUUCAGAAAGCAGUCAAUGUCAGAAAAUUCUCGGAAGCUUUCUGAAGAUUACUGCCGUCACCUGAAGAACGACAUCUCGAAGCUGGAGGAAGACAUGGACAAGGCUAAUGUCAAGGUGCUUGAACUCUCCAUACAGCUGGAGAUGGAACGGCAAAAGUCACUGGAGCUAGAAAUGGCAAAUCGAGCGCUGCAAGACCUGGUUCACCAAUAUCGCCCACAGGCCACUGCAGUGGGCUGUAGCCCAUUCUCACAGAAUAGAAGGUGGCACGAAGGAGGAGCCCCAAAAGAAAUGGGGCAGAAGCCAGAGCCCAGCCGCUUUGUUCCGGCAGCCUCUCAAAGCAGGCUAGAGGAGAUCAACGCCGCAGAAGCAAUGUUUAGAAAGCAGCAGAGGCAGAGAAUUGCAGCUCUGACAUCAGAAAUGGAGAGAGCCCAAAGCAUGCAUCAGGAGAGCUUGCGGCAAAUAGCACACUGGCAAGCAGGGCUAGACGUGUCAGAAAAACUGUUCCUGGUGGGUGAGGACAUUAGAAGAAGCCUUGCAAAUAAGUACGAUGAUCACUGGUGAACGUGAAGUCCGGCCUGCUGGGACCUCUCCUCAGAAUGCUCAAGAAGGACCUUCCACAAAAAUUAAUCAAGUCCGGGAUGCUGCGUUCAGGGCAACACAGUCAUACAACAGUGCUUUGAGCUAAACUUUUGAAGCUGAAAUAAAUACAUCCGACAGUU
This is a messenger RNA of Gallus gallus (chicken), 2134 nucleotides long. RefSeq lists its product as uncharacterized. The coding region runs from base 213 to 1976 and encodes 587 amino acids. The record is from RefSeq and is a predicted model, not a curated record. NCBI's taxonomy places the organism in Eukaryota, Metazoa, Chordata, Aves, Galliformes, Phasianidae. The transcript is spliced from 8 exons.